AUGAAAGACAAAAUCCAAAAGGACUCUUUCAGAAAUCCUGAAAAUGAAAAAGAUCUUCAAGUCGGCACAAUCGCAGACCUCGACGAAGGUGGCGCCUUCUUGCACGAGCAUGGCUUCACCCAUGACUCUCUUCAAGCGCUCUUGAAUGACGAAGCACGCAACAAGUCAUUGGUACGCAAGGUUGAUCUUGUACUCCUUCCACUGCUUGCGGGCACCUAUGUCCUGCAGUAUAUCGACAAGUCAGCCCUGGCCUACUCUGCCGUCUUCGAUCUCUUCACGUCAACACACAUGUCCAGUAAUCAGUAUAGUUGGCUAGCCAGCAUCUUCUACUUGGCAUAUUUGCUUGCCGAGUAUCCCUGGAACAUUCUUGCGCAGAAAACUCGAUUGGCAAAAGUCGUGUCAGGGAACAUUGUCGCUUGGGGUUCAAUUCUGAUGGUAACGGCCGCCUGCUCUUCAUUCACUGGUAUGGCUAUCUGCCGUUUCCUUCUGGGUAUAUUUGAGGCCCCUAUUACCCCAUGCUUCAUGAUGAUAGUCGGCAUGUGGUACACUCGCGACCAACAGCCCUUCCGUGCUGGCAUCUUCUACAGCUGCAACGGCCUGGGGGCAAUUAUCGGCGGUAUCCUGACUUUUGGAAUUGGCCAAAUCCACACCAUCGCCGUCUGGAGAGCCAUAUACCUCAUUCUGGGAGGAGUAACAGUGGCCUGGGGAAUCGUGAUGUUCUUUUUCCUUCCAGAUGAUAUCAUCUCUGCAAAGCGUUUCAAGUUCGAGGAGAAAGCUCUCUUGAUCGGCCGCAGUCGUCUCGGAAGAACCGGUGUCAUGAACCACCAAAUCAAGUGGUAUCAAAUUCGAGAGGCCCUAGUUGACCCUCAAAUCUGGCUCUUAUUCUCCUUUACCCUUUGCAAUGAGAUCAUCAACGGUGGAGUCGCCAGCUUUGGCAAACUCAUCAUCAAAGGCUUGACGGAUGAUCCUCUCAAGACUUGUGCACUGGGAAUCCCACUAGGUGCCUUCCAAGUCUUUUAUAUUCUGAGUGGAACGUUCCUCGCGUCGCGCUUUCGCAAUUGUCGCACUAUUAUCAUGCCAUUGUACCUGGUCCCGACAAUUAUCGGCACCUGUUUGAUGUGGAAGUUGUCCCACGAAACCAGCAAAGUAGGGGUACUAUGUGGAUACUAUAUCGUCGGUGCAUAUGUGUGUUCUUUGGUGCUGUCACUGCAGAUGCCGGCAACGAAUCUCGGAGGCUAUACUAAGCGAUCCACCGGUGUGGCUUUGGUGUUUUUGGCGUAUUGUGCAGGCAAUAUCAUCGGUCCCCAUGCCUUUCUGGCUAAAGAGGCUCCUCUGUAUCAGACAGGCUGCAAGGUCAUUCUUGCCUGUGCAUCAGCUCAAGUGGUCCUGGCGAUUUUGCUGCGGUUGCUGUUGAUUAGUCGGAACAGAAGAAGAGAUGCGCAGGCUGCUGCGGAUCAGGCUGGAGCAGGACCUCAGUCAGAGUAUGACGAGCUUGCUGAUCUGACUGACUUUGAGGUGAGAAGUGGUUGA
Molecule: messenger RNA, 1530 nt
Organism: Penicillium daleae
Lineage: Eukaryota; Fungi; Ascomycota; Eurotiomycetes; Eurotiales; Aspergillaceae
Product: putative MFS transporter
Exons: 1
Coding region: 1-1530 (509 amino acids)
Biological process (GO): transmembrane transport
Cellular component (GO): membrane
Molecular function (GO): transmembrane transporter activity
Source: RefSeq, a predicted model, not a curated record